This is a messenger RNA of Penicillium canescens, 681 nucleotides long. Its product is annotated as GPI anchored serine-threonine rich family protein. NCBI's taxonomy places the organism in Eukaryota, Fungi, Ascomycota, Eurotiomycetes, Eurotiales, Aspergillaceae. Bases 1 to 681 code for a protein of 226 amino acids. The transcript is spliced from 2 exons. The record is from RefSeq and is a predicted model, not a curated record.
AUGAUCUUCUCAAAGAGUGUCAUUGCCGCCGUGGCAACCCUCGUCACUCUGGGUCUCGCUGACCCUCUUUCUUUCACUGCCUGGCCUACUGAGCCGCUCGAGGCUGGCAAGCCCGUUACCCUUCGAUGGGCUGGUGGUGUCCACCCUGAUCAGCCCGUGACAAUUGCCCUCCGCGAAGGACCCUCUGGCAACCUCAGGGAUGUCAAGGUCAUCACCGACCAAGCCAAGGAUGGCAGCUUCACCUGGACCCCGGACAACGACGUGAAGAGUGGUCGAACCUACGCCUUCCAGAUCUCCCAGGAAGAUGAGACCAAUUACACUGCUCUGCUUCACUCUGCCGGUGACAAGCCCGUCGAAGACAACGCCAGCACCACCGGUGCCGGUACCACUUCUGCUCCCAAUAGCCAGACCACCGCUGGCACUCGGACCACCGAUGCUACCAGCUCCGGCAGUAAAGCUCUAAUCAGCUCCUCAGCCAACGGCUCUAGCACCCCGUCCGGCUCGGCUGCUGCCAGCUCAUCUAGCGCAAGCAGCACAGAUGUUCCCAUGAUCACUGACAUUAGGAAUGGCAAGGAGGCCUCUUCCACCGGCAGUGUACAGAACGAUGCUGCUUCUAUUCCUCAGUCUUCCAUGCAAUUCGUACUGGGGGUUGCUGGUCUGCUCGUCUACCUUGUUCAGUAG